Colletotrichum phormii is the source of this 2401-nucleotide messenger RNA. Its product is annotated as dynein light intermediate chain. The record is from RefSeq and is a predicted model, not a curated record. Lineage: Eukaryota; Fungi; Ascomycota; Sordariomycetes; Glomerellales; Glomerellaceae. Gene Ontology annotation, cellular component: cytoplasmic dynein complex; meiotic spindle pole body. Gene Ontology annotation, biological process: microtubule-based movement; microtubule cytoskeleton organization. The transcript is spliced from 5 exons. Bases 316 to 1938 code for a protein of 540 amino acids. Gene Ontology annotation, molecular function: dynein heavy chain binding.
UGCCAAUAGCUUUGUGGGAAUUGCGGCCGGCCAUUCAAGUCAGGACUCCCAGCUCCUAGAAACGCCAUCUUUGCUUCGAUCCGAGGAGUCUACUUUCCUGUAUUUUCUAGACUUACCGCCGACCAAAACUCCCAUAAUCCAGCGUACUUGUCGACCUAACCUACACCGCGACUCGACGCGUCUAUUUGCAUACGCAUAAAGCUGUCCACUGUCAACCCACCGACUCAAGUUCCUGGGCCAAAACACCACGUCCCGAGAGACCCACGAUUUCCCACCACCCCCCCUCAUGCGUCCUCCUCAGCGACAAACACAAUCAUGACGGCAAGCGCAAAUCGGGUGUCGACGUACACAUCGGCUUCCGCGGGGUCAGACGGCCGCAAUGGAGAGAAGAAGGACCUCUGGAGCUCCAUGCUCGACAACGUAGCCAGCAGCAAACGGCUACCGGAGAAGAACAUGAUCGUUCUGGGAGGUUCGCCAGAUUCGCAAAAGGAGUUUGUCGAGUCCCUGUCGCACAGCAGCGAGAAGCGAAGCCUCGAUCGCAACACCUCAAAGACGCCUCCCAUUGCAAACAGCUUCGCUCUUGGGUAUACCUACUACGACGUCCUGGAUGCCGACCAAGAAGACAUACUUGCGCGGAUCUCCCUCUACAUGCUUUCGAACCCCUCAGAAUCAUUCCCGAAACUUAUUCAACCCCUAAUUAAACCCGAGACGAUACCGAAUACCCUAAUGGUCGUGCUCCUUGACUGGUCUACACCACACUUGUGGAUGCGCCAACUUAGAGAAUGGAUCUUGUUCACGCGCAGCAUCCUCGAGAGCUCGGGCAACGAGUGCCAGGCGACGAUGGAGGAGGUGAUGGUCGGUUGGCGGGAUAGGGGCAGGGGAGGUGGCACGACGAACCUCGACGGCACGGGAGCGACCGCCAGCGAAGGCGAUGUCGCAUUGCCUCUUGGACCCGGUGAAUGGGAAGAGGGCAUAGGUCUGCCGCUCUGCGUGGUCUGCCAGAACGCGGAGAAGAUGGAGGGUCUGGAGAAGACGCAAGGGUGGAAGGAGGGUGACUUUGACCAGGUUCUGCAGUAUCUCAGGACAGUGCUGCUGAGACACGGCGCAUCGCUCAUUUAUACCACACCAAACGUCCCUUCAUCAUUACCGAGUCUAGUGCACUCGAGUCUAGGCAUCACCUCCCUACUAAAACGACAACCUUUGAAGCACAACACGAUUGACAGGGAUAAGAUCCUGGUCCCGCCAAACUGGGACUCUUGGGGCAAGAUCCGCGUGCUGAGGGAUGGAUUCAAUGUCGAAGAUACCAGUCAAGGCUGGUCGCAUGAUCUGCAGUCCACUUUCCCUUCACCCGCGAUGACGACGGACGGGCUGACCAUUUUAGCUAAGGCCAAGGCGGACGGAGACUACAACGGUGAAGUUUCGUCCUCAGCAGUGGCGCCGUUUGAAGACUGGAUCCGCGAUCUCAGCCAGGCCGGCAGCGCCAUCUCAUUCGCAGGUCGGGAUGGUGACCCAUCGCAGCUGGAGAUGUCAUCAACCGAUACGCAAGAGUUCCUCGGUUCCAGUCUACAGACUCUGGACACGCACCGCAGCCGGAACAACGAUGACAAGAAGGCAGACGCCUCAAAGUCGAGAACGGGACAGCGGACCGACGAGUUGGAUUCCAGUGCGCUGCGGCAGGGCGCUGACGACGGCAAGGUCAGCCAGCACAUUGGGCCUGUGCAGUUUAACAUGGGAGGCAUCCAGGUGGAUGCGGACGACAUGGUGCAGCGGCUUAAGGACCGUCAGGCAUACAGUGCUACACAGGAUCCCACCACGCCACCGGCUGACACCGCCGAGGAGAAUCCUGAUGAGAUGGACAACGACAAGCUCCAGGCUUUCUUCAGCGGUUUGAUGAACCGCAAACAACCUGCCAAUGGCAGCCCCCGCGGAGGCUCGUGAGUGUGUUGAUGUCGAGCGACAGUGGGGGACUACGGGCAUACCCGCCCUAUGCUCGUUACGGGACCGAAGUUGAUUUCGAACCUGGCCAAGCGGUUAAAUUAUACCCAAUUGGUCUUUUCAGGGGAGGAUUGUUGAAUUUGAAAAGAGAGAGUUGACCAUGUCUGACGGACAUUGGCCACGAAGGAAAGCGACGAAAGAGAGUGUGUAUCUUGCCCUCGGUCGGUGUAUGUUGGAGGGAGAAGGCAAGAUUGCGCAGACGAGACGAGACAGUGGCGGCGGUUGGGCGAGAUUCAGUCAGAUCAGCAAUCAGUCAGUCAGUCGCUGUAGAAUAGAUACCCCGAUUAUGACAAUGCUUUGCGUUUGGUGUUACCUUGGGUUCAAGAAGGGGAUGUUGAAUGUGGUGACGGUGGAGUCGGGUGCUUCCACAGCUGAAUACACUCAGGCGAGACUUUUCCCAUGUGCC